This is a messenger RNA of Cygnus atratus (black swan), 706 nucleotides long. RefSeq names its product translation initiation factor eIF-2B subunit delta-like. The record is from RefSeq and is a predicted model, not a curated record. Lineage: Eukaryota; Metazoa; Chordata; Aves; Anseriformes; Anatidae. Bases 138 to 665 code for a protein of 175 amino acids. The transcript has 4 exons.
GGGCCGGGGGGCGGGGGGCGGCAGCGCGGUCCCUCCCGCUGAUCCCGCAGCUAACGCAGAAGCUGCCCAGACUUACCUCUAGGCAAUGCCAGCCCAUCAGCUCGUCCCUGGUGAACCGCACGCUGUGUGAUGCCCACAUGCAGAAGGGCCGGGCGUUCCGUGUGAUCGUGGUGGACAGCCGGCCGCGGCUGGAGGGCCGGGAGACACUGCGCCGGCUGGUGCGCAAGGGCAUUCACUGCACCUAUGUGAUGAUCAACGCCAUUUCCUAUGUGCUGCCUGAGGUGUCCAAAGUGCUGCUAGGAGCCCAUGCGCUGCUAGCCAACGGCUCAGUCAUGUCCCGGGUGGGGACAUCCCAGAUAGCGCUGGUCUCCAAGGCUUACAACGUGCCCGUGCUGGUGUGCUGUGAGACCUACAAGUUCUGCGAGCGGGUGCAGACAGAUUCCUUUGUCUCCAACGAGCUGGAUGACCCCGAUGACCUGAUCGUGCUCCGCAAGGGGCAGGCCCAGCUGGGCGGCUGGUCAGAGAACAAGUCCUUGCGCCUCCUCAACCUGGUCUACGACGUGACACCGCCCGACCUGGUGGAUCUGGUCAUCACAGACCUGGGCAUGAUCCCCUGCACCUCGGUGCCCGUCGUCCUGCGCGUCAAGAACGUGGAUCAGCAGUAGGGGCGGCAGCACGGACCCUAAUAAAGCAGGCCCCGUGUUAA